Molecule: messenger RNA, 1610 nt
Organism: Cyclopterus lumpus (lumpfish)
Lineage: Eukaryota; Metazoa; Chordata; Actinopteri; Perciformes; Cyclopteridae
Product: protein wntless homolog
Exons: 12
Coding region: 1-1602 (533 amino acids)
Biological process (GO): Wnt protein secretion; intracellular protein transport; Wnt signaling pathway
Cellular component (GO): organelle membrane; endomembrane system
Molecular function (GO): Wnt-protein binding
Source: RefSeq, a predicted model, not a curated record
AUGUCAGGCGCAAUCAUAGAGAACAUGAGCACUAAGAAAUUGUUUUUCUUGUUUUUUUUUAUUCUUGUCUUGCAAGUUCUUUGCAUCAUGGUUGGAGCACUAAUCGCUCCCAGUCCUACCAGUGCCGUUCGCUACAUGGCUACCAAAUGCAUUAACCGCCACCGGGAGCGCGGCUGGCUGGCCCCGUGGGGAUCGAACCGGUGCCAGCAGAUCCACAGUUUUGACGAGCCUCUGGCAAAGACGCUGGACGCAAACGACAUUGUUUUCGCUGUGCACGUGCCUCCUCCCGAUGCGGAGAUGAGUCCCUGGUUCCAGUACAUGCUGGCUGUGCUGCAGUUUGACAUCGCGUUCAAGAUGAUCAAUCAGAUUGAAGACGGCGAUGUCCUCGUCACUAUCGAUGCUGGCUUGGCGUACAGGGACGAUCUGACGUCGGAGUGGACCACGAAGUCUCUCUCGGUGGAGCGGAGGCCGCUCAGGUGCAUAUUCGCGGUCCCUAAGACCUCUGAAAACGAAGGCCGCUUUUACCACUGUGACCCCAUACCGUUUAUGGAACUGGGAAGUGUGGCCCACAAAUAUUUUUUGGUCAACCUCCGCCUGCCAGUAAACGACACGGUGAACGUUGGAAUUGGAGAAAUCAAAGACAUCCACGUAGUGGGCAUCCACCAGAAUGGAGGCUUCACUAAAGUGUGGAUCAGCAUGAAGACUGUGUUCAGCCCCUGGAUCUUUGUGGUAACAGUUUGGUACUGGCACAGGAUCGUGAUCAUGGCAAGACCUCCAGUCCUUUUGGAAAAGGUGAUUUUUGCUCUGGGUAUCUCCACGACGAUCCUGAACGUGCCGGUGGAGUGCCUCUCCCUGGGCUUUGAGUGGACGUGGCUGCUGCUGUUGGAGGACGCUCAACAGGGCGUCUUCUACUCCACGCUCUUCUGUUUCUGGAUCAUCUUCUGCGGCGAGCACCUCAUGGACCAAAGUCGGAGGAAUCGCCUCUCGGCGUACUGGUGGCAGGUCGGGCUGGUGGGGUUCGGCUCGUCCCUUCUCCUCGCAUUCGACCUGAGCGACAGGGGGGUUCAUUUGACCAACCCUUUCUACAGCGUCUGGGCAUCAGAGGUUGGGAUGAAGCUGGCCAUUACCUUCAUUGUGGUUGCGGGGGUUUCUGUCUGUCUGUACUUCCUCUCCCUGUGUGGCAUGGUGCGAUGUGUGUUCAGGAACAUUGGUGGCAAAAUACAGCAACUUCCUGCGAUGCCGAAGGCUAGGAGACUGCGUUAUGAGGGUAUAAUCUUCAGGUUCAAGUUUUUGAUGCUGGUAACUCUAGCGUGUGCCGCCAUGACGGUCAUCUUUUUCAUAUUAAAUCAAGUCAGCGAGAGUCACUGGCACUGGGGAGACUACACUUUCCAGGUCCACAGUGCUUUCCUCACAGGAGUCUAUGGCAUGUGGAACCUGUACGUGUUCACCAUCGUCUUCCUCUAUGCGCCCUCCCACAAGCGUGGCAGAAGCCAACAAACAGAUGUACUGGAGAAGCCAGCGAGCCAAGAGACCCAGCAGACGUGUGGAGAGCAGGGGCCGACGGAGACCUACAGGAUCACUGGGAAGCUGGCGGAUGAAUAACGGACAGG